This is a messenger RNA of Colletotrichum spaethianum, 513 nucleotides long. RefSeq lists its product as uncharacterized. NCBI's taxonomy places the organism in Eukaryota, Fungi, Ascomycota, Sordariomycetes, Glomerellales, Glomerellaceae. The record is from RefSeq and is a predicted model, not a curated record. The transcript has 2 exons. Bases 1 to 513 code for a protein of 170 amino acids.
AUGCUGAGCCGAACCAAAUGCCGUGUUUGGGCCUAUGACUUUUCUGUUGUCGACUUUGGCGAACAGCUUGAACCCACGAACCGCGACAGAGCAGCCUUCCUCCAGGCCGGUAUUGCAGGCAAGACAAACACGUCGAUGUCGCCUCCAUUCUACAGCAUCAGCGACUUGAUGGACAUGAAUGGCCACGAGUACAUUGACAUACUCAAGAUGGAUAUUGAGUUUUCAGAGUUCGAAGCCAUGGAAGGACUCCACGACGACUUCCCCUUUACGAUGGGCGAGCUCCCGAUCGGUCAAUUGAUGAUUGAGAUUCAUUUCUUCAACGGCAUGACCUCCUCUGGCUACCUCGAUUGGUGGGAACGCCUCGAGUCCCGUGGUCUACGCCCGACCUGGACCGAGCCCAACCUUCUUGCUGUCACCCUGAAUUUGGGCAACAAGGACCCGCUGCUCGCCGAGUACACCAUGGUCAACGUUCACGAUAGCAAGAAUGUUGUGUUUGGUGGAAGACUGUUGUAA